Molecule: messenger RNA, 1332 nt
Organism: Lactuca virosa
Lineage: Eukaryota; Viridiplantae; Streptophyta; Magnoliopsida; Asterales; Asteraceae
Source: the annotation of a GenBank genome assembly
AUGGAAGGCAAUAUAAAUACUCAGUCUGAAGCUAUAAGUUCAACCUUAGACAUAUAUAUGGGUCUUGCAAAAAGCCAUUUGGGUAUUAUUUCUUUUCUGUUGAUCCUUACACGUUGCCAAAGUUGUCAGGAGCAUUUCAACAAACAUGUGGCGCUCUUCGUUUUCGGCGAUUCCCUUUUCGAUCCUGGAAACAACAACUACAUAAACACUACUACCGAGCUCCAAGCGAAUUUUUGGCCCUAUGGCGAAUCAUACUUCAAUCCUCCAACCGGAAGAUUCUCCGAUGGUCAUAUCAUCCCUGAUUUCAUCGCUCAUUUUGCUGGAUUGCCUCUCAUUCCUGCAUAUCUCGACCCCCAUAAUAAUGAAUUUCUGUAUGGAGCAAACUUUGCAUCAGCGGGAUCUGGUGUAUUAGAUGAAACUCAACCUACAAUUGCAGUUAAGCUCACGACACAGCUACAGUAUUUCACCGAUUUAGUGAAACAUUAUAGGAAGAACUUAGGUGAUGUGAAAGCCGAGCAGCUAUUGUCCGAUGCUGUCUUUUUGUUCAGUUGCGGAAGCAACGAUUAUCAAAUCCUCCUCGAAAACAACAAAAGUAGUCUUCUUUAUGACGAGUACGUGGAAAUGGUGAUCGGAAACUUGACUCAAGUGUUCAAGGUAAUCCAUGAAAAAGGAGGAAGGAAAAUUGGAAUCACUACGCUCACAUCAUUAGGCUGUUUGCUACCAGUUCGUGCAGAAAGGCCAGACAAUACAUGCGAUGAAGAACUUAACAUCAUAUCAACUCUACACGAUAAAUCACUUUCCAAGAAACUGCAAGAUCUGACGCAACAAUGGGAAGGAUUUAUGUAUUCAAAGUUCGAGCUCCAGACUGAGAUUACCAAACGGAUGAAAAACCCAUCAAAAUAUGGUUUAAAGGUAGGAAACAGUGCAUGUUGUGGUACUGGACCUUUUCGAGCGAUUAAUAGUUGUGGAGGGAAGAGAGAAACACGAGAGUUUGAAUUGUGUGAUAACCCUAACGAUUAUUUAUUGUUCGAUCCCUAUCAUCCUACUGAAGCAGCGAACCUGCAAUUGUCAGAGCUGUUUUGGGAGGGAGAUUCCAAAGUCGCAUCACCCUACAAUUUAAAAAGCUUGUUUCAAGGUAUGUUUGUUGAUAUCGUUCAACAUACAACCCAAUAGAUAAGUAAAUAUUUAUAGAGGACUAGUUGAGCCCAGGUUUAAAGAUAAGUUUAAUUUUGUGCUCUCGUGUUUCUUCUAGUCUUUAGGUACAAGUUUAGCUUUGCAUAUUUAACUUUUGUAUCUAAUUUGGAUGAAUAUAUACAACGAAAAUUGCUUCAA